Molecule: messenger RNA, 1530 nt
Organism: Carlito syrichta (Philippine tarsier)
Lineage: Eukaryota; Metazoa; Chordata; Mammalia; Primates; Tarsiidae
Gene: PGAP3
Product: post-GPI attachment to proteins 3
Exons: 8
Coding region: 78-1040 (320 amino acids)
Biological process (GO): GPI anchor biosynthetic process
Cellular component (GO): endoplasmic reticulum membrane
Molecular function (GO): hydrolase activity, acting on ester bonds
Source: RefSeq, a predicted model, not a curated record
GAAUUUCCGGUUACUCCGGAAGUGGAAGGUUCACAAUUUCCUAAGCUCCUCCCACGGCGGCGAGCUAGGGUGAAGGGAUGGCCGGGCGGGCGUCGCGGUUAUUGCUGCUGGCUGGGGCCGCCGCGCUGGCGAGUGGUUCCCAGGGAGAUCGCGAGCCGGUGUAUCGCGAGUGCGUACUCCAGUGCGAAGAGCGGAACUGCUCGGGGGGCGCUCUGAAGCACUUCCGCUCCCGCCAGCCAAUCUACAUGAGCCUAGCAGGCUGGACCUGCAGGGACGACUGUAAGUAUGAGUGCAUGUGGGUCACCGUUGGCCUCUACCUCCAGGAAGGUCACCAAGUGCCUCAGUUCCAUGGCAAGUGGCCUUUCUCCCGGUUCCUGUUCUUUCAAGAGCCUGCCUCUGCCGUGGCCUCAUUUCUCAAUGGCCUGGCCAGCCUAGUGAUGCUUUGCCGCUACCGCACCUCCGUGCCCGCCUCCUCGCCCAUGUACCACACCUGUGUGGCCUUUGCCUGGGUGUCCCUCAAUGCUUGGUUCUGGUCCACAGUCUUCCACACCAAGGACACCGACCUUACGGAGAAAAUGGACUACUUCUGUGCCUCCACGGUCAUCCUGCACUCCAUCUAUCUGUGCUGUGUCAGGACCGUGGGGCUGCAGCACCCGGCUGUGGCCAAUGUCUUCCGGGCCCUCCUGCUGCUCUUGCUGACCGCGCACGUCUCCUACCUGAGUCUCAUCCACUUCGACUAUGGCUACAACCUGGCGGCCAACGUGGCUAUUGGCCUGGUGAAUGUGGUGUGGUGGCUGGCCUGGUGCCUGUGGAACCGGCGACGGCUGCCUCAUGUGCGCAAGUGCGUGGCGGUGGUCCUGCUGCUGCAGGGACUGUCCCUGCUUGAGCUGCUCGACUUCCCGCCUCUCUUCUGGGUCCUGGACGCCCACGCCAUCUGGCACAUCAGCACCAUACCUGUCCAUGUGCUCUUUUUCAGCUUUCUGGAAGACGACAGCCUGUACCUGCUGAAGGAAUCAGAGGCCAAGUUAAAGCUGGACUGAAGACCCUGGGAGUGGGUCUGCUCCGUUGGGUAUCCUGCCCCAUCCCUGCUGGUUCCCCAUCUCGCCUCGCCACUUGAGAGGAUUUAUUUUCUCCUUUUAGCUUCUUGAACUUGGACAUGAGGGGUGUGGGCCCAGAAUCGUGUGGCCGGCCCGCCCCCUACUGGCCCUCACAGGUCCUGGAGCCUGUUCUGGGGAGGCCCUCCCGGCCCCGGGCAACCCCUCCGCUUCCUGGAGCUGCACUGGGGAUGGAACCGCCUGCGUUCUUAGCUCUGCCCAGAGGCAAGCUGCAGUUUCCUCCCCAUCAUCUUCCUCCCCACAUGCCCCACUGCCUGGCUGGAUUCCAGAGUCCUCUGUCUACCUGGGAGACCAGGUACCCAAGGCCUUUGGGGAUACAGUGGGGUCCCCUUCUUUUCCCCUGCCCUCCUCCAGGGCACCACUAGGUGGCACUGGAUGCUUGCUCUUUGGCUGGUGAAGUUUCGAGGCCAGUCUC